GCCCGAGCCCCGGUCGCGCGCUCCCCGCGGAGGUCGUUGCUCUCGGGAGCGGCGUGGCGGGAGCCCGCGGGGCCGGGCCGCACUGGCAGCGUCCUCCGGGCGGGCAGCCGUCGCGGUUUCCGAGAGGCCCGAGAUCUUCGUAGGUGACUCGGGGACUUCAGAGUUUCCGGCCAUGCAGCAACUGACCGCCACCUUCUGGGACCACCCCAGGCUGGAAGGGGAGCCGCUGCCGCUGCGGGCUGUCUCCCGGGUGCCUCCUGCGGUAGAGUCUGCCUGCUUGUCCCGCACACUGCCCGUCUGUGUCGCCCACACCCCAGGGAGGCCGGGCUGCCCCCGUCCGUGAGGGCGGCCGAGGCGGGCUGGCCUGCACCAUGCCGUCCAAGUCCCUGCUUGGGCACCCCUUGGAGGGGCUCCCCCAGCAGUCCACCUCCCACGAAGGCAGAAUGCACAAGGCAGACAAGGCCUGUGCCCCCAGUCCCGGGCCCCCACCCACCACUGACGGUGGGGGGCCGGAGCAGAGCCCGGUGCUGCCCUUCAGCUCUCUGGCGAAAGUCACCCCGGAAAACACACAAGCCAAGGCCAGGCCCAUCACCCCGAAGCCACCCACGAGGCCCCGGCUGGAGCGAGCCCUGUCCCUCGACGAGAAGGGCUGGAGGAGAAGGCGUUUCAGAACAAGCCAUGAAGACCUGGCAACGCGGGACGAGACCCCCGGGCCCCCCGUCCCCGGCCGGGCCCUACCCAGCCUCAGCACCUCCUUGCAGGACAUCCCAAAGCCCCGGACGGCCGCGGGCCCUGCGGGAGGGAGCUCCUCAUCCUGGGCCGAGGGCCUCUCGGGGUCGGCCAGCACCUCCCUGGACCUCCUGCACCGGGAGGUGGCCUCUGUGGGGGGCACCCCCAGGCUGGCCAGCAGGUUGCCCCCGCGCCCGCUGCCAGCCAUGGACCCGAACAUGGCCUCUGACUCCCUGUGGGUGGCAAACAAGGGGGACCCCGAGCAGGAGGGCCUCAGGCGCCACGUGCAGACACCGCUGCUCCGCGCCCGCAGCAGCCUGGGCCCCUGCCGGCCCCGCAGCCCUCUGGCCGGCGACGACUGCUCCCUGCGCUCGGCCCGGUCCGCCUUCAGCCUCCUGGCGCCCAUCCGCGCCAGGGACGUCCGGAGCAGGAGCUACCUGGAAGGAAGCCUCCUGGCGAGCGGAGCCCUGCUGGGGGCGGACGAACUGGCCCGCUACUUCCCGGACCGGAACGUGGCCGUCUUCGUGGCCACCUGGAACAUGCAGGGCCAGAAGGAGCUUCCUCCAAACCUGGACGAGUUCCUGCUGCCCGCCGAGGCCGACUACGCCCAGGACAUGUACGUGGUCGGAGUCCAGGAGGGCUGCUCGGACAGGCGGGAGUGGGAGACUCGCCUGCAGGAGACACUGGGCCCCCACUAUGUCAUGCUGUACGCGGCUGCGCAUGGCGUGCUCUACCUGUCCGUCUUCAUCCGCCGGGACCUCAUCUGGUUCUGCUCAGAGGUGGAGAGCUCCACGGUGACCACGCGCAUCGUGUCCCACAUCAAGACCAAGGGGGCCCUGGGCGUCAGCUUCACCUUCUUUGGCACCUCCUUUCUCUUCAUCACCUCCCACUUCACCUCCGGGGACGGGAAGGUGGCGGAGAGGCUGCUGGACUACGCCAAGACCAUCCAGGCCCUGGGGCUGCCCAGGAACGUGCCCGACACCAACCCCUACCGCUCCAGCCCCGCCGACGUCACCACCCGCUUCGACGAGGUGUUCUGGUUUGGGGACUUCAACUUCCGCCUAAGUGGCGGGCGGGCAGCCGUGGAGGCCAUCCUGAGGCAGGACCUGGGGACGAACAUGUCAGCUCUGCUGGCGCUCGACCAGCUGACCAGGGAGAUGAGGAAGGGGACCAUCUUCAAGGGCUUCCAGGAGCCAGACAUCCACUUCCUGCCCUCGUACAAGUUCGACCUUGGGAAGGACACGUACGACAGCACAUCCAAGCAGAGGACACCCUCCUACACGGACCGGGUCGUGUACAGAAGCCGCCACAAGGACGACAUCUGCCCGGUCAAGUACUCAUCCUGCCCAGGGAUCAGGACGUCCGACCACCGCCCAGUCUACGGCCUGUUCCGGGUCAGAGUGAGGCCCGGGAGAGACACCAUUCCGCUGGCGGCCGGCAAGUUUGACCGAGAACUGUACUUGAUAGGAAUUAAAAGACGGAUCUCAAGAGAACUUCAGAGGCAGCAGGCACUGAAGAGUCAGAACUCCAGCACCAUCUGCACGGUGUCCUGAGGGCUCUCCCAGCUGCCAUGGGAGAGCCGGGCAGGUUUGCCGGGACAGCCUUGCGCAGCCCUCUGGGAGCCGAGGGCCAGUUCCUGAAGGCCAUCCUCUCUUGUCAACCAGAAACUCGCCCGGUGGCAGUGAGCCCGUGCCCCAGGAGGAAGGCCACCUCGAGAGCAGCUGGUGCUCCCUAACCAGAUACAGCUCUCCCCACGGGCAGGCCGGGCCGGGGCCAGCUCCUCUCCCCUGCAGAGGGCCGCGUCGGGGCUGGCCGGGGGCGGCCAGGAGCAAGUUCCCCGUUUUGUGCCAGCAACCCCCAAAAGAUCCCCCCUCGGCUUUCUCAGGGUUGUCACGCCAGAGCAGCAUUGCCAGCCCCCAGCCUCUUCCACACACCUUCCCCUUCCCCGGAACCCCCAGACCCCCUUAGGACCAAACCGAGGCCGAGUCGGCGUCGGAGGCUGAAGCAACCACCAAGGUCAUGGCUUGGUUUUGCCCUGGGCCGAGUGGGCCCCGUCCCCUCCAGCUCCCCCAGCCCCUGGUCAGGCCACAGGCUCCUAACCCAGGCCCCCUCCUUGCCUCAGAAAGCGCUGGAAGGCGAGGACAACAGCAGCUCGUGAGCGCCUGAGGCAGGUUUAGAGGUCCUUGCUCUGUCUUUCCCGUCGCCUGAGGAGAGUGGGGGCUUUGAACGUGGAAAGGCCUAGGGGCAUUUGAUCUAGUCUUCAAAUUAUUUAUUUUUCCAUAUUUAUAUUUUUUAAUAAAUGCAUAUAUUAAAACGUAAACUCUUUUCUGGCCAAAGAUUGAA
Molecule: messenger RNA, 3072 nt
Organism: Choloepus didactylus (southern two-toed sloth)
Lineage: Eukaryota; Metazoa; Chordata; Mammalia; Pilosa; Megalonychidae
Gene: INPP5E
Product: inositol polyphosphate-5-phosphatase E
Exons: 11
Coding region: 372-2282 (636 amino acids)
Biological process (GO): phosphatidylinositol dephosphorylation
Molecular function (GO): inositol-polyphosphate 5-phosphatase activity
Source: RefSeq, a predicted model, not a curated record